This is a messenger RNA of Pelecanus crispus (Dalmatian pelican), 679 nucleotides long. The record is from RefSeq and is a predicted model, not a curated record. Lineage: Eukaryota; Metazoa; Chordata; Aves; Pelecaniformes; Pelecanidae.
GAGUACAAGUACUUCCAGAGAAUGACUACCACAUCCCAUGUGGAAGGUAAACAGAAUGCUCUGAUAAUGGGUAAAAAAACCUGGUUCUCCAUUCCUGAGAAGAAUCGUCCCUUAAAAGACAGAAUUAAUAUAGUGCUCAGCAGGGAGCUCAAGGAAACCCCAAAAGGAGCACAUUACCUUUCCAAAAGUCUGGAUGAUGCUUUAGCUCUUUUGGAUUCACCAGAGUUAAAAAGUAAAGUAGACAUGGUUUGGAUCGUCGGAGGCACUUCAGUUUACAAGGCAGCAAUGGAGAAGCCAAUUAAUCACCGAUUGUUUGUGACAAGAAUUUUGCAUGAGUUUGAAAGUGACACAUUUUUUCCAGAAAUUGACUACAAGGACUACAGACUUCUCACUGAAUACCCGGGUGUCCCUGCUGAUAUCCAGGAAGAGAAUGGCAUCCAGUACAAAUUUGAAGUGUAUGAAAAAGCUGUCUUGGCACAAUAAAUGAAGCUUUCUGUACUUCCGUGUAAGGGCAGGCAUUUUAAAUCAUGAAGUCUUAUUGAGUGCAAAUAUAUAUUAAAUUGUUGGGAGAAAAUCCUGCUUGAUAGUACAAUACCUCAGUAAUGAAUUAUUGUAAAAACCACACCCCACACUCUGAAUAUACACCCUGUGGUGGAAACAUGAAGGUGGUUAGCAGCAU